AUGGUCCUCACUACUCGUCUGCUGGCUUUCAGCCGUGGCUAUGCCACCACCCGCGCAGGCGGUUCUCGUCUCAAGCCUACGCUAAAUCUCGACCAGUUCAUUCAAAGAGGUCGAGUCUUGGCAUUCUACCGUACUAUUCUGCGCGGUACGAAAAAGAUUCCUGACCCUACAACAAGAGCCGAGUCUCGAAGAUACGCCCGUGAUGAAUUCGAGAGACGUCGCAAUGUGGCAGACUCCGCACACGUUCGAUAUCUCCUCUCAGUUGGCAAGACGGAAUGGGAAGGCAUGGAGAGGUAUAUCGAUGGUAUGUAG
Molecule: messenger RNA, 312 nt
Organism: Fusarium pseudograminearum CS3096
Lineage: Eukaryota; Fungi; Ascomycota; Sordariomycetes; Hypocreales; Nectriaceae
Exons: 3
Coding region: 1-312 (103 amino acids)
Cellular component (GO): mitochondrion
Source: RefSeq, a predicted model, not a curated record